AUGACUGUAUACACCCCCCUCGUCCAAGAUUUCAAGGAGUAUGUCUUUCGUGACUACAGAAGAAAAGAGCAGUUCGACCUGGCCAUCAAGUAUGCCAUCGAGCCCAGCCGCGGAGGCUCCGACGAGAUGAAAGCCGAGAAAAUUGAAACACUGGAAGAUUUUUUCCGCUACUGCAACGAUCUCCUCCAUUGGGUGCCGCGAGUCAGCACCACCGGUGAUGAACUCCUUCGCAAGCUCCUCGUCUUCUACUGGGUCUUCAAUCAGAGGAACCUCGCCAACUACCAGACCAGCAUCAACCCCGCCAGUAUUGCUGAUGACCCGAAGUGGCUGUCCUACUGGCUGGUCAUCUACGCUCGUGAAAUCGGACGUUUCUUGGAUACCAAGGAGUCUACCGCGGGGAUUGAGACAUUCUACAAAAACAGCAAAUACAACCAAGAGGCGGCCAAGUGGCAGGAUGUGCCCGAAGGUGGAUGGGCCUCGUUCAACCAGUUCUUCGCCCGCCACUGGAAGAACAUCGACGACGCUCGACCUUUGAAGGAAGAAGAUAAACCCGACAAUGUGAUUGUCAGCGGAGCUGACUCCAGGUUUGGCGGCCACUGGAAUGUCGAAGAUGGAUACGUCACCCUCAAGGAUUUUAGAUGGCCCGUUGCCAAACUCCUGCAUGAUGCGGUGGGGGCUUUCAAGAAUGGAUCCUUCAUGCACGCCUUUCUCAGUCCCAGCGACUAUCACCGCCAGCAUGCCCCGGUCAGUGGCGAGGUUAUCGAGGCGAGGGUCAUCCAAGAACAGGUCUAUCUGCAAGUCACCAAGAACUCCGAGAGCAACGUGGUUGGUCUAGCGCCCGAUCGCGGUCUUUUGGUGUCCAAGCCAGCAGCUUCUCUUUCAAAGGAAUUAUGGUCUCUUAAUGCUCCCGAUGAGCCCGGUUACCAAUGGUGUCAGACUCGGGGACUAAUCGUGAUUCAGACCGAGAAAUAUGGCAAGGUGGCUGUGUUGCCGAUUGGGAUGGCCCAGGUGUCUUCUGUUGUCUUGUCGGUCCAGAAGGGCCAGAAGAUCAACAAGGGAGAUGAGAUCUCAUACUUCCAGUUUGGUGGAUCGGAUAUUGUUCUCGUUUUUGAGAAGGAAGUGGAUUAUGCUGUUGAGUCUAAGCACAAGUGCAACAUCAGGACUCGCAUUGCCACUUUCAAGUAG
Messenger RNA from Aspergillus glaucus CBS 516.65, 1185 nucleotides. Its product is annotated as phosphatidylserine decarboxylase. Bases 1 to 1185 code for a protein of 394 amino acids. Lineage: Eukaryota; Fungi; Ascomycota; Eurotiomycetes; Eurotiales; Aspergillaceae. Gene Ontology annotation, biological process: phospholipid biosynthetic process. The transcript has a single exon. Gene Ontology annotation, molecular function: phosphatidylserine decarboxylase activity. The record is from RefSeq and is a predicted model, not a curated record.